CGAACAAGAUGAGCAGAACGCACAAACUACCCUCAACAUACGCAGCGCAUGACCUGAGCAGGAUUCAAACUUUGGGCUUAUGCGCUGUUGAUCCUGCACGGCUUACCUCUUUUCAGAAUGAGCUGCUGUUUGUAUUGAAUGAAACAGCCGUGCAAAACGUUGUCAAAGGGGGGUGCUUUUUCAUGUAUAUCUGCCUGUUAUGACGGACACUUCAUUUUAAUAGCUACCUCAGCUGACACCAGCAUUUGUUCCAGCCUACUGCAGCAGCAAUCUCUGAAAAAGAUAGGACUCAUGUCUCCGCUCUCCACAAUUGUUCUCUUAUUUUGUCCGUUAAUGGAAUAACAACGCCCUACGAAAAAGAGGAAAAAGGAAGGUUCUUUUUCAAAGUGAUCUUAAACAUCAUUGCCGUGUCUUGGAACGGAUGUUCAGUGCCGAAUGGCGUUUCAAUGGAUGAUUUAAGAACAAUGUUUACUGCUGAAAGGAGUUGCAAUACAUAAUUUAUGAAUGCCGAAAGGCGCUGCUUUUGUACUUCCGAGAGUAUUCUGUGGUGGGCCAAGUAAUCUGCCACGUCGCUGCCCAUCUCCUUCAUGGCCCGCAGAUUUGUAUUCGCCGGGGAGGCUUGCAAGGGCGAGAGGGUCGCGCCAGCUGCAACUUGACGGGCUUUUUGACCCGGUGACGUACAUUGGAUUCUCUCGUACGAGAAAGCGGAAUAUAUUAUUGUAAGCAGCGGAGAAAAUUGCAAAGGCGCAGAGGGCUGAAGCUAAAGUAAGAGCCUCUUUUCUCAUCUCUGUUAUUGUGUCGGAGAGGCAGCACGAGCGGACAGCAGAGCAUCACUUCGCGGUCUUCUGCAGCCCAGCCGCGCGUAGCAUGCAAGAGCAAUGAUCUGUGAAUGGAAGUAAGUUGCACCACCUGAACUAUGCACCAUCCGGGCUGUUCUGUGCACCUGAAUGCACUAAAAGCCAGCAGGUGCAGGGCAGCUACAAGUUGGCAUGGUAAUGACGAUCAAGAUUGCGAUCCUGGGGGCUCGAGGAGUGGGCAAGACAGCCAUUGUGAGACAGUUCCUUUACAAUGAGUUUAGUGAAACAUAUGUGCCCACUAAAAAGCGGCGUGUCUACCUGCCGGCCGCUGUUCUUAAUGAACAUGUACACAACCUGCAAAUCAUGGACUUCCCUUCUAUCCCAUCUUUUCCGGUCAACACUUUCCAGGAAUGGGCCAAUGCCUGCUGUCGUGGAGUUCGCAGUGCUCAUGCCUAUAUUCUAGUGUAUGAUAUUUGUUGCUUUGACAGUUUUGAAUACAUCAAGACCAUACGGCAGCAAAUUGUCGAGACAAGACUUAUGGGAACAACAGAGACUCCCAUCAUCAUAGUGGGAAACAAGAGGGACCUGCAGCGGAAUCGUGUCAUCCCACGGCGGAAUGUCUCCAAUCUCGUUAAGAAGAACUGGAAGUUUAUGAAUGAAAGCUGUCCAUACAUUUGGAUGAUGUUACGGUCCUGUAUGUAUAUUGUACCAUAUGUGCUCUAUGCAAGUUGAUGGUAUAGUAAGAAAUAAGGAGAGUUUAUUCAGCAUAACAAAAUCUCAACAAGCUGUGCGUACCUAACUGAAACCUGUUCACUUAGAAAUAUUAGUAAACAUGUAUGAAAAAUCAUAUAGUGUAUGGUUAUUGAAAGAGCGUCUCCUCGACUCAGUGGUUAGUGUGUCAGAAUACAAUAUACAUGUAUAGUUCUCUGAUCCUGUAUAUUGUAAUAUAUUUUCAUUUUUUGUCAACAGUUUUAAUGAUAGUAACAUAGGCUCACAAUGACAUAAUAUUGGUUAAACAAAUUUUUUUUGUGUAUAACAAUGAAUUUGGAAUAACAAUAAAGACGUAAUAUUUUGGCCUUCUUUCACAUUAAAAAAACACAAUAACCCUGGCUUUAAAGGCCAUUUUUCUGUUGCCAUAGUGCUUUGGUGUGAACCAUUGGAUUGGUGUGUAUUUGCAUGUGAUUUGAUGUGAUCAACAAAUGAUCAAAAUAAAUAUGUUUAAGUAUUGUCCUUGGUAGGAUGCUGUUUGACUUAGCAUCCAAGCAGUGUGACAAUGAGAAAGCUAAUACAAUGAGUGUACCAUUGAAAAGUAAUAUUUAUAUUGGGGCUUUGAAGAAUUAGUUUACUGUUGUGUAUGUCUAAGAGAAGCAACAAGCACACUAUCUGAUCAUUUUGUGCAUUUUCCAUAGCUGAUGUAGCAUUUUAUAGCAAGCUGGACAAAUAGCAGAUUCAACCAAAGUACUAAUUUCAUUCUUGAAGUUAAAAUCCCAAUAGCUUGAACAGGAAUGUACACAGUUCAAUAAAGUAUUACUUGCAUUCAUUAACACAAACACUUGUUGAAUUGUUGUAAAUAUGCAUAAUUAUUGUCUCCAUUUUGGUUUAAUUGAAUCAAUUGUAUUAUUCCAAAUUGUAAUUAUUUAAAUACAUUCAGCAAUGCAGAAAUAAAAAGAAAUAAUACACAAACAACACGAUUUUUCUAUGAUAAAUCUUGCUGUCACAGAUCAUUUGCCAUAUUCUGUUUUAAGACAUGUUUAGACACCCCUUGUUUUCUCCCUCUCUUCUUGGUGUUAUUACUAUUGUGUUGAUUUACAUUAAUGAUUUUCAUUUUUUUUGACAUUUCACCAGACCAAGCAUUUCGGCAAUAUUGUCUGCUAAUAAGAAAUUUUAAAAAUGCAAGCGUUCACUAAUAACACUAUAGCUGAUCUAUUUAACGUUCUUCCAAAAUGUCCAUCUUUUUUGGUCAGACGGUUUAUAUGGACAUUCUUGUGUGAUACUGAGCAAAUUUAUGGUUGUAGUAACUCAACAUAAAGUGUGUACUUUGUGCCAGAUGUCAACGUAGCAUUUAGGACCUGGCAGGUGCACCAAAGACCUGGUUGCAUAUACGUAGCUGAAAUGUGGACAGAGCAUUCAGUAAAUAAGUAAAAAAAUAUUUGAACAUUUGCAUUUUGUAUUAGAAGUAAGGUUUACGUUUGUUCAACAGCUGAAAUGUGAGUUGUAGUCCAAGGUAAACUACUCCUUCAAACGCGGACUUGAGCAGUGCUAGAAAGCGGUUAGGUGCUAACACCACUUACAAGUAUACCAGGUAACUGAGUAUAGAAUGGCUUUCUUAUUGUUUCUUCUUUUCUUUGGGUUUCAGAAAUACAGCGUAAGCAUUAACUAACGAUAUACACAAUAGCUUAUUACACAGUUUAGCAGAUAUUUUUAAAGCAUAUUUGCUGUGCAAAAUAAAAUAUCUAUAGAUAAAGUUAUAAUUUCCAGGCAGAUUCAUAAGUUUGAAAUGCAUUACAGAAAAAAUGUUUCCCUCAUUAGAAUUUCAAAUGAAUCACUUAUUUAACAGUAUGAUGUAAUAUUUAUAUUUAGAUAAAGUCCUUUUAAAAAAAUUGAUUUAUAUGGCUCAAUGUGUUAUCGUCACAAUUACAGGUAAGGUAAUAUUCUCAGUAAUUAAGUGAUAUUUAAUAGAUGUGUAAUCUGAAAAAUAUUGAGCAUUUCAAUGAAAUUGAAGAAAACUCAUAAAAUAUCAGAUGAAUGAUCAUUUAAUCUGUUGUCUUAGAGUGAGUGUAAAAUAAAGAUUGUUCACUACUUCCAUUUAAAAAGUGUAGAAGUUAAAAAGACAGCAGCUCUCAGUCUUCUUUAACUAAUCUCCUUCAGUAAUUUAAAAUAAUACCCUUUUUGUUUGUAAUAUUUGGAAACUAUUUGACUAAUGUCAGCACACUGUCAUUCUGUAGUAAUUCUAUUAAAUGCAUUGCUGUGUUCAAAUGUUUAUGUAUUUUCUUAUAUAAUAAUUCUGAAUGCAUCAACUUAAGAAUUUUCAUUAGUGCAGAAGAGUUUGUGUGUUUUCCUCAGGAUGUGAUUUACUUCCCCUUUUGCAUCUCUCUUCCGUAAGUCAGAACUUAACAAUUGAAAAGUUACUAAAAGAAAAUCAGUCAUUUUGAAGGACAUCAUGGGUGAAUAUAAACUUGCCAGCAUGUCAUUAAUUUUGGGGCAAUAUUUCAAACUUGAACAGACAUUUAUUUUUAUUUUGCAUAAUAUAUAUUUUUGGGAAUCAGCACCUGUUUAAAAAAUAAACUGAAUUCAGGUACAUGUUUUUGAUUCUGUCUGUUAAAAAAAUGUCAAUGUGCAAUUAACCUUGUAUUUCUACAGUGAGAUUUGCCAAUUUUAUUGUACAUUUUAUUAAUAUAUUUGGGCUGCCUCACAUGAAUUUGAAAUACGUGUAGUGAAUAUUGUUGUUUCUCUCUAUACUUUUCCUGGAUUUUUAAAGAUUGCUGACCAUUCUAUGUACUGUGUGUUUCAAAUUGCUUCCAUUUUCAUUAUACUCAUAAAAAUUAGAUAAAUGCUGUUUU
This is a messenger RNA of Polypterus senegalus (gray bichir), 4357 nucleotides long. Its product is annotated as ras-like protein family member 10B. The transcript has 5 exons. Gene Ontology annotation, molecular function: GTPase activity; GTP binding. The record is from RefSeq and is a predicted model, not a curated record. The coding region runs from base 990 to 1529 and encodes 179 amino acids. Lineage: Eukaryota; Metazoa; Chordata; Cladistia; Polypteriformes; Polypteridae.